AUGCAGGUUUUGGGGCCCCAUGCGGGCAAGGUGAAGCAAGCAAAGGAGGCGGUGACCAAGAUGAUCUCGCAGCUCAGCCCGCCGCAAGCUCGAGUUCUCAUUCGCCAAGUGAUGCUGCCCAAGAAAGCCGGCGUCGGUUUGCAAGUUGCAGGUCUGAAGAAAAUCGUGGAUUUGCGGAUUCCCGAUCCGUUGGAGCUGUAUACCUUCGUAUGGCGGAAGGGCGAGUGCCAGAGGGAUGUUGCAGGCAACAUUCUGUCCAAGGUGGCUACAUCCGGAGAGUUCCGCCCAGAAGAUGUACGCUUCUACUUUGAUUACUUCGACCGAACGGACAACCAAGAUGAUCAGGCAUACGUGGCGCAGAUCAUGCUCGACCAGCUCAUCGAGCAGCCAGAGUGGGUGUUGCCCUACCUUCCAAAGGUCGUCUCCAAAUUGGCCAUGGUGCCAGGGGCCACAAACAAGUCUGUGCAAGCACUGAAAGCCUGCACCUCAAACGUCACAGAUGUUGUGGAGGCGCUCACAAGUGUCUUGCAGGCUUCUCGCUUGGCCUUCAGGACGGACCCCAAGCUCAACAAAGAAGGAACUGAUGGGCGAGUGUUGGCAGAUCUGAUUUCCCUGAUCUCCUUCGGUCAGUUCACGGAGCUGGUGAACGCCGUCGCGCGUAUGUCCCUGGAGGAAUGUGACCCAGCGACAUUGAAGACUUUCCUUCGCGAGGUCUUCCGCAGAUGGGAGCAAGCAGUGACUAGCAACGACAACAACGCAAAAGGCUACUUCAGCUGCGCCUUGUCUGCUUGGGUCAAGCUUCUGCGUCCCGGGCAGUACAACACCUGGGUAACGGAGCUUGAGGAGAUGGAGAAACGAACUUUCGACAACGGAAGCGUUGAAAGCUGGGGUCAGAUGGCCCAGGCAUUGGCAGGCUAUGCCCCAGAUAUGGGCCUCUCUCCUGAUGAGUGGGACCAGAUGCUGCAGGUCCUUCGAGGUCUGUUUGUGAGAUUGCUCGAUGGCCCUCUCCGCGUGAACACGGACGCGGCUGAGAACAAGACUCCUGCAGAUGACACCUUCAAAAAGGAGAAUAGCUCUCGCGAGCAAGUUCGAAGCGACCUGCUGCUGACUUACUGGGUGCAGCUGCUCUCGCACGGAUGCACCGAGGAUGAGUCCAACGAGCUCUUCAAGCGAUGCCCAGAGAAGAAGAAAGUUGCGCUGGCCACCAACUUGGUUGAAGCCUGGGCUAAGAGGAACUCUGAAGAGACUUCGCGCGAGAGCAAGGCAGCCGCAUUCCAGCAGGAACGCCCUGAUGGCGGAUGGAAGCACACGGGUGGAAAGCCAGUCUCCCAAAUUACUGUCGGCUCCAUUGUCAGCGGCAAUAUCACCAACUCCUCCAGAGAGUUCGGUGUCUACGUCAACUUUGGAUGCGAGAAGGAUGGGCGGAUAAGCGUGCCCCAGGCCGAGUGGAAAAAGUAUCGUGUGGGGGACCGGGUGGAGCGCAUGGUCGUUCACAAGGUGAACGUGGAGCGGAAGUUUGUCGAUCUCUUGGUGGUGGGAUCCAAAGGUCAAUCUAUCGGGCUUGCAGCUUCGAAGCAGGUGGCAGAGCGCGCGCUGAGCUGGAUAGCCUCAUCUGCAGAGCUGCGCAGCACCUUCCGGACCACUCUGCAGAAGCUUUGGGCUAAGCUCGUCACUGCAGACCCUGCUGACAAGUGGGAGGCGAACCUGCAACUUCUUGGCGAAGCCCCAUCUGCCAAGCAGAGCGUGCAGCUUUUGAAUCACGUUUUGGAGCAGAAGCCGCAGACGGACCUCCUCCGGGUAGCUCUGAAGUGGCUGAGCAGGAUCUCGGCGCCCGACGCUGCGAGGCUGUGGCCAAAACUCCUCCUCAAUGAUGGCCAGACCUGGGUCAAUACCGACGAUGUGAUCGCCUUGCUGAAGCUCUGUGAGACUGAAGGCCUCGAACUGCCAAAGUUCUCCCAGGUGGUGUCCAAGGCCAUGCGGGAGCAAGCCACCGAAGCGCUUAGCAAGUCCCCGCUUCCAGAGGUCUGCUGGGCCAUGUCUACGCGGAAAGGCGUGCAAGCUCUGAUCCUUUAUGUGGCAUGCACCGCCAGGGCCAGUGUGCUCAAAGCAUCCCAUGGGCAAAUUUCAGACGGGUCCGUUUCUGCCUUCCAAGAGUCGGGGCUGAGUGUGGCCGAGGAGGCAACCUUGCUACAGAUGAGGGAGACAUCUAACCAGACUCGCCAGAUAUCAUCCUGUUGGGCCAUGCUGGCCAAGCAUGAGGAGGUGUUGAAGCCGCUCCCACCAGCGACGGAUGCUCUGUGGCAAAAGCGCUUGUAUCUGGCCAGGCAGACUCCUCCCAGGAGGACUUUGGUUAUUUUCUCCGGGCAUUACAUCCCCCCAGGGCCCAGCGCUGAGAAGGCCUACAUGGAGAACCUGAGGUAUUUCUUGAAGUACGGGGCCUGCCGAGACAAGCUGGUAACCACCCUAGUGGUCGUGGGGCCGGAGGCGAACGUCACGGCACUUGUUGAAGCUGCUCCGCACGUGACAUGGCUACGUCGCAGCCCUUAUUGUUACGACUUGGAAGCCUACAAGGUAGGCCUCAAGCACAUAGGCGCAAAGGGGCUUAGAAGCUACGAUUACUUCGUCUUUCUGAACUGCGGCUUGGCAGGGCCGUUCCUGCCAGCUUCUGCACUGGAGGCAGGCAUUCACUGGUCGCGUUACUUCACCUCCCGUAUCACCAGUAAAGUGAAGCUGGUGGGUAUUGGUUUCAACUUUGAGGCACUUCCCCCCCUCAGUGGGCGGCACCCCACCGUCAUGUCAAUGCUCCUGGCUACGGACCAUGCAGGGCUGAAAGUCCUUGUGAGGCACGUUGAGCAUGAUCUCAACAUUGACCUAGUCUCUGGCCCGGCACUCGACGACUUGCAUGCCGCUGUGGAGUGGCCAACCACGCAAGUAAAAUGCCGCGCAGCUGACACUCGUCACGGCGACUUCGUGACUAUGUCAAGGCUUGAGUUCAUUAAUAGCUUUGAGGUGCUCCUGUCGCAGAGCAUGUUUGACGGUGGCUACUCCAUUGCUGCCAUUGACCUAGCAGAUUUUGGCAAGGAAAUAUCCAGCCGAGAUGGAACUGAACAAAGCCACGGCGAUCUCCUGAAACCCGGUUUUUACUUGAACCACUCCACGAUUGGACCAUUUGACGCGAUCUUCAUGAAGACCACACGGCAUGGGGAAGCAGCCCAGAAAAGACAUCAGGUGCGGAGUUUAUUGGCGACAGCUUUGUAG
This is a messenger RNA of Symbiodinium pilosum, 3258 nucleotides long. The record is from the annotation of a GenBank genome assembly. Lineage: Eukaryota; Dinophyceae; Suessiales; Symbiodiniaceae.